Linum trigynum is the source of this 2150-nucleotide messenger RNA. The record is from the annotation of a GenBank genome assembly. Lineage: Eukaryota; Viridiplantae; Streptophyta; Magnoliopsida; Malpighiales; Linaceae.
CAGAGCUGUUAGGAGGAGAAAACGACGUCGCGUGAGAUUCACACCAACCAGAGCGAGGAGGAGAUCAAGACGGUUGAGACACGUGGGAGUUCACAACGGAGCAGUUGAGGAAGCGGUUCCACCGAGCGUGAAGACUACGAAGCAGUUUUUCGAAUAAAAGCAGCGGAGCAAAGAAAAAGAAGGAGGACAACCAAAAAUCAACACAGAACAACUCUUUCAAAACUUUACCUUUUCUCUGUAACUCCUUCGUGGAGCUCUCCUUCCAGGAAGGAUCUCCAUAGUUGUAGUCUUAGUCGUAGUCACGGAGCUCUCCACAGGAAUCUCCAUAGGAGUAGCGGUAGCGUAGAUUCCUCAAAACUCAAACACCCUCGUUCGAACGUAGUUUGAAGAGGUGCGAACCGUAGUAACGGUCGUUCUUGGUUAGAAGUCAGAGGUGCAUCGAUCAAAUCAACACCGCCCGGCGGUGGAUAUUUGACGGUCACGUUGAUUUCACCAUUUAGAGGUGCAUCGAUCAAAUCAACGACGCCGACAUUUGGCGGCGGAUAUUUGACGGUCGUCUCGAUUUCAGCAAUCAGCGGUGCAUUCGAUCAAACGGCACCGUAAGGGUUUCCACCGCGAAACAUCAAAUCAACAUCGCCGGAAAACGAAUUCGGCGCUGGCGGUGGCAUUUGGUUUUCCCGAGGAAACAAUUUGGCACACCUGGUGGGACACGUGUGUUUGAAGUGAAAUAUGGCUUUGCGGCAUGAAAAACACAACGUUGAUCUUCCACAAGAAUCUGUGAAGGUGGAGUUGGCCGAGCAGAGGAGGCAGAUAGACACAUCGGUUGGAUGAAGGAGUGGCCUCAAUCCAUGUCGAGCAUCGAUGGGCAUGUUGCACUUCUGUAUCUUCGUCGAUCUGUAGAGGAGUAUUACCGGCAGGUAAAUCUCUAUUUUAUCUCUUUAAAUAAGCCUUGUGAUUCUCUUGGAAGACAUAUGGAUAAAUUUUUUGAGAUGAUAGAUGAACAUGUUUCCAGUAUCGCCAAUAAGGAUUCACUUAAACUUAUGGCUAAAACAGUGGCGUCAGGGGCCAGCAAAUCUCAUGUUGGUUCUCCUGUGAACACUAUUGUUUUGAAGGACAAGAAAGUUAGAGCUGUCUUGCGAAAGCCACAACAAAGAACAAAAUUUAAACGUAUUUAUAAUAAGUUUCAAGAAAUUAGGAAGAACAAGUGUGAUAUCUUGAAAGAUGACAAAUUUUACAACAUUGUUCAAUCUAAGCCGCUAGGGGGCAUGCCAUCCCAGCUCGGUAGAUUGAAGGAUAAACAACACCGUAAGUGGCAAAUAAGUUUGCCACAUCCACCUUGUUCUAAGAAAAAUCGAGCUAGGGUCACCAUAGACACCAUUCAAGAUGGAGGUGGUGACCACGUGAAUAAAACCAAUCCUGCAAGGGUUGGUAUGAAUCAACAGAAUCCUCCAUGUAAGUUGUCCCCAAAGACUCCACCUAGUGAAAAGGGGGGCAAGUUCAAGCAAGCCCGACGUGGAGUUGCCACACCAGUGCUUAUGAGGAACAAGUCUGCCAUGAGUGGCGGAUUGGGGGGCAAGUACCAUGGCCAACAAACUCCAGUCUCACGUAAGAGUUCAAAAGAUGCGAAGUUGUUGUGUGAUAAGUGCAAAGAUCAUGGUCGUGGUAAACAAAAUACCAACACACGUGUUGAUGGAGCUCGUAAGUAUCGGCGCUCAAACUCCCAACAACAUUGGGAGAGUGUACAACUGACAAAACCAGACCAGUCUGAGCAGGCAAUGCGGCAUGGUCGACUUGGCAAGACGAAGCUGCCAAAAAAUGUGAAUGUCUUGUCGAGAGCAAAGAACACUAGUGAUUUUUCAUGCCAUCGACCAAAAGUGAUGGCUGAGGUGAAGCCAAAUCGAGCUCGUGGGAUUUCGAACAAAGAUGUUCGAGCUAGACGAACUGGAGAGUUGCAAGCCAACAUUGAUUCCAAAAGAUCAAAACCAACGUGUGUAAAGCCAACUGUGGUGAGUUGUGGACUUUAUGGAUGACUUGUGUGGUUUGAUCCGUGUAGUUGGCAGUGGGUGUGGACCUUUGGCAUGAUGGUUUAUGCCAAAGCCAACCAUAUUUUUGUUUAGCUAUAUUAAAAAUAAUAAAAUUUGGCUAAUUUA